Messenger RNA from Symbiodinium sp. CCMP2592, 5475 nucleotides. The record is from the annotation of a GenBank genome assembly. Lineage: Eukaryota; Dinophyceae; Suessiales; Symbiodiniaceae.
AUGCUCGAACAGCUUUAUUCUGGGAGCCUCACUCUUGAGGACACCUGGGUCCAAGCCAGCUUCAUGCUCCAGCUGGACGAGCUGCUCCGGGAUCAUCCGUAUCUCGAGCCUGACCAAAAUGCAGCGACGGCGACGGUCCAUCCACUCCAGUACUGGGUGACGAGGUGUCGGGAGUCUUUUGUCAAGAAGAAGUUUGGUGAUGCACAGGACUCGCUCCGGCGUUUGCUGGCAAGCCUGCGCACGGACCAGCGUCAAAUCGCCGAGGCGUUUCGCCGCUUUGACGCCGAUUCUUCUGGGCACUUGGAUGCCAACGAAUGCAAGAAUAUGUGCGCCUAUCUCGGUUGGGGGCUCGAGGAGGCCAGCCUCAUGGAUCUGGACAAAGAUGGUCGCAUCACUCUUGCCGACUUCCAGGGCUUUGUGGGGCGCAUGGGAGGCGUCCAGCAGCUCUUCGAGCACCGCCGUUUGCGGAUCUCCUCCAGCAGAAAGGACGUUUGCGAUCAUGCAGGUCUAGCGGUCGGCUCAAGGGUUCGUGCGCACUUCUACGUCCAUGGCCAGAAAUCGCGCAGCUGGCGAGAGGCGCAGGUUCUCGCCGUGGGUGUGGAGAAGCGCUUGCAAGGCGGCAUGGGACCGGUAACAUACGGUGUCUUGCUGGAGUUCGGCUUCGGCUACUCAGAAAAGCAUCGUCGAUGGAGGGCCAGGCAAGUUGUUCCACCCACCUGGGUGCUGAGCAGCGUGGAGGACGCCACUGUGGCCUCGGCUCUUCGUGAGAUCGGCCUGCUGGACGAAGAUCAAGCAUUUUGGGCCCUUCUCCUGCCCGAAUCCGAAAUGCGAGCUGUAGAACGUCUCACGGACUGCCAGCGAAAGGCGCUGGCCGGCGUUCGGGCACAUUGCACGGCGAGCCACGAAAACUCCCUGCCCAAGGUCCGAGAGCGCUUCACCAAGUUGGGCUUCGUGGGCCGGGAGCUGGAGACUACCCUCGGCUGGAUCCAGGACAUGGCGCCGAUCUGCAUCCACAUCAAUCUGGAUCGCAUGGGCCAUUUCAUGGAGAGCGACGAGUUUUAUCGCAACCAGUUCGAGACCAAAACGUCCAAUGGAGCUUUGGACCCAGAGAAUAACACACGCAAGGGCUGGGAGCAUGAGCUCUUCGGCGGGGCCUACGACGACGCCAAGGGUUUCGAUCGUGUGAAGUAUGGCGCCCUCAACGUCAUGAAUGACUAUCGAGGUGUGGUCAAAGCGAAGCAGUAUGGUGAUUCCUACCUGGUUCUCAAGGACGUCCGCCUGCGCUGUACCUUUUGCUCCACAGAUUCGGGAGGCAUGCAGCAUCAACGGCUUGGCGUUUUGGACAAAUACGGCCACGUGCUGCUUGAGUACAACGACAAGGAGCUGCAGGGCUUGGUGGAGGUUGCCAUGAACGCCACAGCGCCCAGCGAGGGGCCGCACCUGCUGCCGCGGCUGCUGCGCGGAGGCACUGCCGAUUCCACGCAAGAGUGGGUGACCGUGGGCUUCCCAGACUACGCACAAGACAGCGGCCGCUUCUUCUUCGAGGUGCAGCUCUUCAAGGAGUCUCGUGCUCCGCAGAUUGGACUGCUGAGCACUGGCUUCGAGAUUCGUGCCGGGGCGAAGAGCACUCAAGGUGUGGGUGACGACCUUCAUGGAUGGGCCGUGGACGGAUUGAAUUCCUCGAGGUGGCACGGCGGCACGAACAACGCUUGGAACCAGAUUUGGCCGGCAGUGGGUUCAGGCGCUGAGCGUCACUUGAAAGAGGAGGUCAUCGUUGGUGUUGCGGUGGACCUGGACAGCCGGCAGAUUCUGUUCGGCACCAACGGCGUUUGGGCACCAGCCUUCGGCGAAGAGGAUUUCCCCUUUGGUGUCGCUGUCUACCCGGCCUUGUCCGUCUACGGCAAGGCCGCCUUCAUCUUUGGACCGGACUUCCGCCACGGGCCACCUCCAGGUGAUCGUGAUUUUUCGCCAUGGCUGGGAGGACUGCCCAACCUCGUCAGGAUCGACAUGCCCCGAAUUGGCAACGAAGAAAUCCUCAGCUUGUACAAGGAAGUGCAGAUCCACGGCGAAGUCAACCUGAAGAAGCAUGUGCAGCGCUUGGUUGCAGCCCAGAAGUACCGCGACGUCCCCAAGACACAGAGGUCGUACGCCGUCGUGGUAAACGGGCCCAGCGCGCUCCGGGGUAAGUAUGAGCGUGCUGGAGAGCUUAAUGGCUACCCGCUGUACAAAUGCCCCACUGGGCAGCACAUGUGGUGCGACCCUGGUAUGGGCAAGUGGCGAAUCUCUGAGUCUUCCAUGGACGACUGGCGCUUCUCCGCUACCGUGGUCCCUGGAGUCGAGUUGCCACCGCGAAGUGGCUGGGAGGCCCUCAACGAGUCGAGAGGCGUGCUUGCGCCGCACUUGCUCCGAGAGGCGGCUUUCAACUUGAAACCGAUGCCUGCUUGCAACAGAGGUCACCGCUUGCGGCCAGAUGUACGGGGCAACCAUCGAUGCGACGUGUGUGGAACCAGUGGCACGGCCUACCGGUGCCCUGAAUCCGGCUGUGACUACGACAUGUGCAAGCCCUGCUACGAGCAAGUGCAGGAGACGUGUCAGGCUGCCGCUUCAUCCUUGGCCGCAGAGGAUGUGGAUGCGAUGAUUCAGAAGCUGUUGGCGAAGGACUCUAUGGGGCACGAGGUUGUCUUUCGUGUUCGGGAUGGAGCCACGCUGGCAGAAGAAUGGGCUAAGAUUGGAUCCGCACUGGGCUCUGACCAGGAUCUCUGGACAGAGGGACUGGAAAGUAUGCGGAAGUCCCUGAAAGCAGAGGCGGGCUUAGGUGAAGCAUCCAUCCUGGAAACGAGCCAUCCCUACGAUGCGAAGCGCUUCCAGUGGCGCAAGCAGGUGCACAUGGACGGUGCAGCAGCGCUGGACGUCUUCUUUUGCCAGAAGAGUUGCACUUUGGACAAAUCCGCCCGCUUUCGCAUCUUCUCCGGUGGCCUUCGCCGGCCGGCGGCUGGCACCGGAAGCCGUGUGGAGAUUACAGUGCCAGGAGCGAAGGGUGACAAGGUGUGGGGCACUGUCGCUUUCAGAAGCGAAGGCCGUUGGCUGGUAAACUUGGAUGUGCAGGAGGAGAUGGACAGCGAUUCGUCAUUAGCAGAUCAGACUGGGUGGCCUGUGGUCGGCGACGAGGUCGAGGCCAAAAGUGGAUCCUGGCAUCGCGCGACAAUUUCCGAAGUUUGCGAAGAUGGCACCUUCGUGGUGGAUUGGUUCGACAAGGAUGGCCAGGACCGCAAGAAGCAGCGAAGUGAAAUCCGACGGCCAGUUCCUAGACCCUUCGAUCAUCGCAACCUAGACGAUCUGCCGCGCUUUGCCGCUUUCCCUUCGAUGGCGAAGGACCGGAAGUGCACCGCGGUGUGCUUGGACGAGCCGCGCAGCGUCCAUGUGCGCUUCGCUGCCGGACAUUCCGCAGUGGACGAGCAGGGCUACACCCCCAUGGUCGGAGAUGAGAUCGCGUCAUUCGCGCUGGACCCAAGCUGUCCUCUCGCGCCUUUGUCAAUUGGCUCGUUUGUAGGACCUGGACCGGCGCAGGAGCAGGGGGUGGAGGCCGGCUGGUAUGUCGACUUGGUCGCCACUCUUGGAGGACCCUCGCGGAAGGAGUUGUCAGAGCUGCUGAAGACCCUCGGCGGCUGUGAGGUGAACAUCAAGGAUCUCAAUGCUCUGACAGAGGCAGUCUUUCGGAACAUUGCAGAAGUGCAGACCAAAUUCAACGAAGAUCUCCGUGCCAUGCGAGACAUCACCUUGAUCUUCACGAACAGCUGCUCGCCAAAGCAGGUAUUGGUUUUGCCUGAGGCACACGUCAAGUUCCCCGACACGACGGCCGCCUCGAGUGAGAUCCCCGGUUUUCAGCUGACAGCUGGCACUGUUGCCUCUGAGCACCCUCCGGACACUGUUACUGUUGGACCUCACGGGUGCGAGCUCAAAAAAUUUGACAAUGGCUCUGUCACGUGGUGGUGCGACCACUGCUCUCCGCACUGCACGCGCGAGUCGGAGGGUCCAAAGGUGCGCUGGAGUUGCCGAGCGCACGGCUACGACCUGUGCCGCGGAUGUGUGAAGCACCACAUGACCAACUCACCGCCGUUGCCAGUCGGAUUGAAUGUGGAGCUCGCGAGUUUGACUACCGGCGGCUGCUGCCAUGCUGCGGGGGUUCGCACAGAUUGGGCGCUGGACCUUCGGAAAACGCUGCACUUCAAUCGGCACCUGAAGGCAUCCAUGCCCGAUGUCUUUAACCGCCUCACAGAAUGUGUGGAGGAGGCAGAGAAGGCAAAACAAGAGCAAGGAACCGGAUUGUCGAAAAAGGCGAAGAAAAAGAAGGCUAAGAAAAGGAAGAAGGCAGCCCGCAUUGAGAAAGAGGCAGAGGCAGCAGCCGCGGAUGCGACGCCAUCACCCGAGAAGCCGGGGAAGACCGAGGAGGAAGCGGAGGAGGUUGAGGCUGCUGCGAAGGCGUCAGCUGCACCCCCGGCGGCUGAAGCUCAUUCGGAGAUCAGUAUCGAGACCCGGGAGUUCACUUUGUCUUGGGAGGAGAAAGACAUGUUUUUUGAGGUCGUCGACCGCAAGAUGAAAGCUCUGAUGUCCGAGCUCGGGUGGUCCGACCCCUCCGAGCUGGAGGGCGCCGUGCCGUUCUUCGAUCCGGACCCUCAUGUUGUCGACAGCACGGGCACGCGUGUUGAGGGUCCGAUGAUGAUCUUUGCCGACGAUCCAGCCGGCUUCCCCCUGACCUUCAGGUUCAAGUUGCCGCGGCGAAAGGCGGCUGCAACGGAAUCGCCUGGUGAUGACAAGGAAGCGGAGCCGGUUCUGGAGGGAAAGGAGGAGGAGGCGGAGGCCCACGAUGCAGAGGAAGAUGGCGAAGAGGAGCAGGAGCCCGAUCAGGCCCCAGCUGAAGUUGUUGAGGAGCCAAAGCGUGCCCCGGAGGACUGCUUACAGGAGCUGUUGAACUUACCAGGCCUGACAGUCGCAUUUACGCAUCCUCGUCCAAAUUCCGUGCAGCUUCACGAGAGCUUUGGCGCCACGGGAAAAGCUUGCUGGAAGCGCUGCAAGGUGCCCGGAGACUAUGCUGAGUUCGAAUUCUCUACCGAUGGGGAUGGGGGUGACAAGCCCGACAAACGAUGGGGUGUCUUGGCUUUGGUGCUUCCUGCCACAUCGAAUGAUGACGCGGGCUUGCAGGAGAAGGUGGAUGAGUUCCUGGGACGCUGGGUGGAGGAGCUACAAAGGGCCGCUGGGAGCAUGGAGUCGCCCACGGUGGAGCGGGAUGCCUGGGAUGAAGUGCGUCUCCGAGCCCUCUGUGCCCGCCACGGCUGGGAGUUCGAAUGGAUGACGGAAGAUGGAGAGCGUCGCAGAAGAGCCCACGAGCAGUGGGACGUCCUGAAACUCUCCACUCCAGCUGCUCCAGCUCUGCCUGGGGACUCCGCAGAGCCAGAUGGCGCAUCCGGCGCUCCCUGA